This is a messenger RNA of Xylona heveae TC161, 1080 nucleotides long. RefSeq lists its product as hypothetical. Gene Ontology annotation, molecular function: hydrolase activity, hydrolyzing N-glycosyl compounds. NCBI's taxonomy places the organism in Eukaryota, Fungi, Ascomycota, Xylonomycetes, Xylonales, Xylonaceae. The coding region runs from base 278 to 985 and encodes 235 amino acids. The transcript is spliced from 2 exons. Gene Ontology annotation, cellular component: cytosol. Gene Ontology annotation, biological process: cytokinin biosynthetic process. The record is from RefSeq and is a predicted model, not a curated record.
GCAUUGUGAAAGGCAAUAUAAAUUUUAUAGUGAUUCUCAGAUAGUGCUGAGCGCAAUUGGCUCCGCCCGAGACCAUUCCCGUCCUAUAUUGUUCCCAACACGGACAUGGAGCACUGUUGCGUAACAACAUCGUGCCCCACCAACACCACCUCUUGAGCUCAUUAUCCCAGCUCUCACCUUAUCCUGCACCUCAUCCCAGACUUGACACCCGUCUUAAAUUCAUUAUUCUUUGCUGUACUUCCGCUGAUACCUCAUUUGUUCAAUCUCCUCACUAGCUAUGGCGGCGGAAUUAGUGACCGACCCAACCGUGGAUGCCAACCAGGACAUUCCUAGCCCGUCACAGAAGCGCGUCAUAUGUGUGUUCUGUGGCUCAUCAACCGGCGGCUCUCCAGUGUAUCUGGAGGCUGCUCGAGCGCUCGCUCGUGAGCUCCACCGGGAGAACAUCAAGCUCGUAUACGGCGGUGGCACAGUUGGGCUGAUGGGCGAAGUUGCGCGCACGUUGGUCUCUUUAUCCGGGCCUGACAGUGUUCACGGAAUUAUUCCUGAUGCGCUCAUCAAAUACGAGCAAGAUGUACCAACAACAGAUGGCGCGAAAAACACAAUCGACGAGAAGGUUUAUGGAAAGACCACCGUUGUUCCAGAUAUGCACACUAGGAAGCAGAUGAUGGCCCGCGAGGUCAUACAGGGUGGUCCAGGCAGUGGUUUCAUCGCUCUCCCCGGCGGAUAUGGUACGCUUGAGGAAUUGAUGGAGAUCGUCACUUGGAACCAACUCGGUAUCCACGGGCGCGGUGUCGUCGUUUAUAACGUCGAAGGCUAUUGGGAUGGCCUGAUUCAGUGGGUCAAGUCGGCCGUUACCGCGGGUUUCAUCUCGCCUGGUAAUGCUGGUAUCUUGGAGGAAUCAUCAAGUGCGGAAGGCGUCGUUCGUUGCUUGGCGGAAUACCGAAACGCGGAGGGGAGAUAUAAACUCAAAUGGGAACAGAAUUGAGAAAACGCUGUUGAUACAGCUUCAUGAUACACGAAAUAUAGAACCUUUAAGAAAUAUCAAGCAAUCGCAUUAACAAUCAGAUGAAUGAGCCAAGC